Messenger RNA from Penicilliopsis zonata CBS 506.65, 1605 nucleotides. RefSeq lists its product as hypothetical. The transcript is spliced from 2 exons. NCBI's taxonomy places the organism in Eukaryota, Fungi, Ascomycota, Eurotiomycetes, Eurotiales, Aspergillaceae. Gene Ontology annotation, molecular function: protein kinase activity; ATP binding. The record is from RefSeq and is a predicted model, not a curated record. Bases 33 to 1514 code for a protein of 493 amino acids. Gene Ontology annotation, biological process: protein phosphorylation.
AGCGAGCCAAUAUCCUCAAGGAGGUGCAGAUCAUGCGUCAAUUGGACCACCCCAAUAUCGUCAAACUCAUCGAUUUCUCCGAGUCCCGCCAAUACUACUACAUUAUUCUCGAGCUGUGCCCCGGUGGCGAGCUCUUCCACCAGAUUGUGCGGUUGACCUACUUCAGCGAAGAUCUCAGCCGUCACGUCAUCAUCCAGGUGGCGAAGGCAAUUGAGUAUCUGCAUGAGACAUCUGGAGUUGUGCAUCGAGAUAUCAAACCUGAGAAUCUUCUCUUCUAUCCCGCCCCCUUCAUCCCCAGCAAGGGUCCUCAAACUCACCAACCGGGUGACGAGGACAAAGUGGACGAAGGCGAGUUUGUUCCAGGCGUUGGUGCCGGUGGGAUCGGCACCAUCAAGAUUGCCGAUUUUGGCCUGUCCAAGGUGAUCUGGGAUAGCCAGACAAUGACGCCGUGUGGCACCGUCGGAUACACCGCACCGGAGAUCGUCAAGGACGAGCGAUACUCGAAGAGCGUCGACAUGUGGGCGCUUGGAUGCGUCCUCUACACGCUCCUUUGCGGUUUCCCGCCCUUCUACGACGAAAGCAUCCAGAUCCUGACCGAGAAGGUCGCCCGCGGCCAGUACACGUUCCUGUCUCCUUGGUGGGACGACAUCUCCAAGUCGGCCCAGGAUCUCAUAUCGCACCUGCUCACCGUCAACCCAGACAAACGAUACACCAUCAAGGAGUUUUUAAAUCACCCGUGGAUCCGGGAAUCGGCCGAAGAGACCGAACCGGCCGCUGACGCCCCACCAACAGGCUCUUUGGCCACGGCCGCACACCAAGAGCAAGUCGCCGCGGCGGCAGGCGGAUCUAUGUUCAACGCCGCGACGGCCAACCAGGUGCAGUAUCAACCGGCCAGCGCGCGACUAAUCGACCAGACCUCAGCUGCGGAGCGCCGUAUGGACUUCCGCUCGCCGGGCGCGAUCAACCUGCGCGAGGUUUUCGACGUCGGAUAUGCCGUUCACCGCCAGGAAGAGGAAGGCAAGCGACGCAAAAACUUCCGCCAGGGAUACCGGGGCGGGAACCCAACGACUGGAUUCCGGUCUGGGCUUAACCCGCUCAACGAAGACUACGAUGACGACGAAGAUCUGGCGUACGGCUACGAGGAUGUGCCUGCCGCCAACACCGGCACCGGCACCGGCACUGGCACUGUCACCUCGGAGAACGGCACCAACCCGCCGUCCAAAAUCCCCAAGUCCUCACAGCAGGCCUCCGACGUGGCCGCCAUGGAAGCCAAACUGCGCUCGACAAACCUCGGCACGACCGCCAGCCACGCGGCGCAGGCCCGCGCCGCCGAACGUGGCCGGCAGCCCGUGCGGCAGGGUCACCAGCAGCCACAGCAGGGAUACGGUCAGCACAGCGCCACUGUCGCCCAGGCAGCACGGGAGAGCAUCGCUCGGAAUUCGCGACAACCCUUCGAGCUGAGUCUGGACAAUGCCACGUUGCUGGGGCGGCGGGGGCGGCGGCAGAUUGCUUGAAACCUUGUCUUUUUUAGUCCCCCCAUUAUUUCCUCUUGUUCUUUUUUUUUCCCCUUCUUCUCUUGGCUAGCAUGGCGUGAUGUAUAUGCUU